GACGAAUCUUUCUUCCGCAGUUCCGCAACCAAUCGAACUCUAAUGUCAGCCUACAGUUUUAUUCGGGGGCUAUACGAUCAAGAGUCGACCACUGUUGGUUAUCCUCCAGUCUACUCUAUUCCCUUGGACAUCGAUCAUUUGUUAAAAAUGUCCAGCAAUUGCACGCAGUUUAUCACUUCGUAUCAAAACUUUAUGGAAUCACCUGAGGUCACUCUUUUGGCAGAGCAGUUUUCGGAGACUUUGAACCACUUUCAACAACGUUUCUGAUGUAAGUUAUAUCUGUCCAGCCGGGCACCAUGGCCCCAGCUCUCAGACGCACUGUAUCUUAACGCCAAAUGUUUUGUUAACUUUAAUUCAUUUUCUCUUGCACAAAUAGCUGUCAUGUUCCCUGAGAACCCCACACCCGUUGGUCGGCUUCGCGUCGGAUGGAAGAUUUGCGACCCUGUGGGCGUCUGGGUUUUGCAUCAGUUACCAUGGCCUCAUUGGUUGACCAGUGAGAUAGCACAACAAUGCGCCAGGAUGCUUGAUUUCAAACACUACAUUCGGUUCUCCACCCCAGCUCUUACUCGACUUCGUGGAGGUCCUCUGGUAGCACAUAUGCUCCGUCUAUUUCGCACGCGGGCUAACCUUGAGUUGUCGCGUAGUUCGUCAGCUGAGCAGAAGAAACUUGCGAAGCCUCUGCCAUUAGUUGCUCCCACGUCUGGACUGGAAGUAGUUGGUUCCGGUCAACGGUUGAUCGCCUAUUUCGCGCACGACUCGACCCUGGCAGCGGUGCUGAGCCAUUUGGGCAUUUUCAAUCGGAUGCUUGAUUUCAAACACUACAUUCGGUUCUCCACCCCAGCUCUUACUCGACUUCGUGGAGGUCCUCUGGUAGCACAUAUGCUCCGUCUAUUUCGCACGCGGGCUAACCUUGAGUUGUCGCGUAGUUCGUCAGCUGAGCAGAAGAAACUUGCGAAGCCUCUGCCAUUAGUUGCUCCCACGUCUGGACUGGAAGUAGUUGGUUCCGGUCAACGGUUGAUCGCCUAUUUCGCGCACGACUCGACCCUGGCAGCGGUGCUGAGUCAUUUGGGCAUUUUCAAUCGGUUGAAGCCACCGGUGGCAAGCAGCCUGAUUGUUGAAUUGCAUCAAAACCCCACAGCAGCUGACGACUUCUUGGUUCGGUUUCGUUAUAGAAACCACACUAGGCCAAAUGAUACUUUUGUUUACUCAUUGUGGCCACCGGCAUGCGGUCCCUCGCAGCUGGCACAAGAGUCCGGUUUCAUGUGUUCGUUAGCGCAGCUGGAGUCGGCCAUGACGGGAACAUACCUUGUGGAGUUGGAUGCUGGAUGUGAAGAAGCCAUCAGAGAAGAUCUCGAUGUAAUGGCGAAUUUUUACUACCCAUUGCUUCUGUCGUUGCUUUUCGCAAACUUACUUCUAUUUUUAUAUCUUUGGAGACGUGCCAGGCUGCUGAAUCCCGAAUGUUAGCCUCGCUUUUCUCCAAUUCAUUUUCUCCUCGUCCUCAGUAGCUGUCUUUCAAUUGUUGUAAAUUUAUUGUCGCGUUUAUCGCUUCUGUUACUUCUAGCACCAGAUUCUUCAUCACUCCUGUUGAACGUUUCCCUUGUUCAUUUUCUCAGAGCAUUUUCUCCUAAUGUAGUGUACAUUAUACCAUGUAAAACUAUAUAAUAUAGUUUUUUACUGGAACUUUCGGAUCUGAUUUUGACAGUCCAAUUUUUUGAAACCUGGU
Molecule: messenger RNA, 1723 nt
Organism: Opisthorchis viverrini
Lineage: Eukaryota; Metazoa; Platyhelminthes; Trematoda; Opisthorchiida; Opisthorchiidae
Exons: 4
Coding region: 382-1464 (360 amino acids)
Biological process (GO): dephosphorylation
Molecular function (GO): phosphatase activity
Source: RefSeq, a predicted model, not a curated record